Acaulospora colombiana is the source of this 1158-nucleotide messenger RNA. Lineage: Eukaryota; Fungi; Glomeromycota; Glomeromycetes; Diversisporales; Acaulosporaceae. The record is from the annotation of a GenBank genome assembly.
GUCGGCUUGGCGGGAGCAUUAAACAUGCCGCAAGUACUGUAAUUCAUAACAUGCCUUCACUCACAAAGGCCAGAGACCAGUUCCGCGUGCUGGUGGACAAUGGAUCCAGCUUCCGUGGCCGUGAUCCUGGGCGGAGAUACACCGCCAUGUCACAAAAUUCUCCGAUCAGCCAAAGAUCGAUCCUCGAUAUGAAUGGGGGUGCUUUGGGUCUAACUCGUGGAGGAGAUUCCCGUGACAUUGGAUUUGUUACUUACCCAAAUGCUAGUGCAGCAAACCUUAGCAUGAUCGAAGAGGAAAGAGCACGUCAUAGUGCCUAUAAUCCUAGGUCCCAGCGCCAGUUCAGUGAUGGUAGUAUCAAUCGACGAGAGACAGAAGAUAUCAGAGAUGGAUGGGAUACUUCAUCUCGAUAUCCACCUCCACCACCUUCUAUGAAAUCUCCCACUUCGACUCUCAACUAUCCACCAACUGGACCAGCCAAAUCAUCUGCUGGUGGCAACCCCCCUUAUCCAUGGAGCAAUCGACCCGUUCCGUCCAAGAUUACAAUGCCCCCACUUCUGGGACCACAAUCACCGACCGGAAGCUCCAAAGCAGGAUUCGCUGGGAUUGGCGCUGGUGCGAACUACCAUAGGCGCGCUGCGAGCGUUGUAGUCCCCGGUGAGAGGAAUUUUGCCAGUCCGCAUCCCUCUGCAAGAUUGUCUAUGGCGGGUUCGAUCGCCGGGAGCGAGUCAGGCCGACCUCCUAUUGCACCCAAACCACAGCCUCCUUCACGAAGGAGUAAAAUCGUCAACUCGAUCAAUCUUGAUGACCCUCCAGGAGAGGGUACGCCUUAUCAGACUCCUGGUCAUGGGGCUACAAGGUCUUGGAGUGGCGAGCAGCGCCAGAUCGGACGAACCACUGCCAUGAGACCCGAGUUCGCGGGCUCUCAACCUUUGGUCACUGUGGAAGAGAAGUCACCUUAUCUACAAGGCCCAAAUGCUCGUGGGUCCACCGGCUCACUCAACAGCGUUCACUCCAAUCGUCUCAAAUUUGAUCCGAAAGAAUAUGUGGAUCCUGCAUACUUGGUACCGACGGACCUAACUGCAGUUCUAGAGAAACAGAUAGGCCAACCACCACCUCCAUCAAACGAAGGGCCAGCUACGUCGGUGAUGACGAAGGCUG